AUGAGUGAAAUCCGGUCAGAUCCAGAAGCAAUGGCAAAGAAACCAUUGGAAAGGUUCAUGCCGGAAACUUUCUCCUCCUGGGACCAAACCGCUCUUAGCCUCCACGCAGUCAUCGGAGCGUUUGUUGGUGAUGUCUUCAGCUUCAUCCUGAAAGCUGUGCGUGUCGUCACAAAGCUCACACGCUUGUCGCGUGAGAAGGUUAGGCUUUUGAAAUUCCUUAGCGGCGCGAGAUUUGCUGAUACGCGACAACAUUACACACACCCAUUUUCUUCUGGUGUCACUGCCCUCUUCUCAUCGUUCAAUUUCGUCGUCACCAUCAGAGAUAUGGAGACCUUACUGGUGAAUUGCGUCGAGAAAAACCUUAGCCAAUUCAUGCUCACCAACGCCAUCUUCCUUUGCGAACGUCUUCUCGCCGAAUUCCCCUCUGAGGUGAACCUGCAAUUGUUAGCAAGGUGUUACUUGAGUAAUAGCCAAGCUUAUAGUGCAUAUUAUAUCCUCAAAGGUUCAAAAACGCCUCAGUCUCGGUAUCUGUUUGCAUUCUCAUGCUUCAAGUUGGAACUUCAUGGAGAAGCUGAAGCCUCUUUGUUGCCCAGUGAAGAAUAUGUUGAAGAAAUUCCUGGUGGUGCAGCCGGGCAUUAUCUUCUCGGUCUUAUAUAUAGAUACGCUGGGAGGAAGAACAGUUCAAUACAACAGUUUAGGAAGGCCUUGUCGUUUGAUCCAUUGUGCUGGGAAGCAUAUAGAGAACUUUGUAGUUUAGGUGCCGCUGAAGAAGCCUCUACGGUUUUCGGCAAUGUGGCUGCUCAGCGUCUUCAGAUGACUUGCGUCUCACAAAGAAUAAACUUCUCAGAAGGAGAAACCAAUACUAUAGACCAGCGUACAGAUUCUGAUAAGGCCUCAACAAAAGAUACAAGUUUAUGGCAACCAGAAGAUGUUCCAGAAGAGAACCAACAAAAUAUGGAAACUAAGCAGCUUGCAGUAGAUAUUCCUUCAGGUAUUGACAAGGCACAUAACAGUGCUUCUCACACGAAUGGAUGGGACUUGAACACGCCUUCUCCAGUGCUUUUACAGGCAUUGGAGGCUCCACCACCUAUGCUCUAUAAGAAUAUGCGUCGUCCAGCAGUGGAAGGAUUGAUGUACGUACAUGGAGAGUCUCGAGGAGAGUUUGUUAGUGAGGAUGUGUCAGCAGAGGUUCCAGAAGAAUCUGGGCGUCGCCGGAGUGCAAGAAUAGCAGCAAGGAGAAAGAUUCCUAUGUCGCAGUCAUUUGAAAAAGAUUCCCAUUGGUUACAUCUUUCACCUUCCGAGUCAAACUGUGUGCCAUCUCUUUCCUCCAUGAUUGGAAAAUACAGAAUCCAAAGCAGCAAGGAAGCGACGUCGUCAGGCCAGUCUAUAAGUGACACUGGAAGCUCUGUUGAUGAUGAGGAAAAUUCAAAUCCUAGUCCUAGUGGAUCUUCGCCGGAACCUUUCAACAUCAUGUCUGGAAUUUCAGAAGUGCUAAACCUUCUGAAACUUCUUGGAGAUGGCCACAGGCAUUUACUUAUGUACAAUUUUCAGGAAGCUUUGUUGGUAUACCAAAAGCUAUCUCAGAAACAAUACAAUACACACUGGGUUCUCUUGCAGGUUGGAAAAGCAUACUUUGAGCUACAAGACUACUUCAAAGCUGACUCUGUCUUUACUCUUGCUCAUCAAAAGUCUCCUUAUGCUUUGGAAGGAAUGGAUACGUACUCCACUGUUCUUUAUCACUUGAAAGAAGAGAUGAGAUUGGGCUAUUUGGCUCAGGAGCUGAUUUCAGUUGACCGCUUAUCUCCAGAAACAUGGUGUGCUGUUGGAAACUGCUACAGUUUGCGUAAGGAUCAUGAAACUGCUCUCAAAAUGUUUCAGAGAGCUAUACAGUUGAAUGAAAGAUUCACAUACGCGCAUACCCUUUGUGGCCACGAGCUUGCUUCAUUGGAAGAAUUUGAAGACGCAGAGAAAUGUUACCGGAGGGCACUGAGCAUAGAUACAAGACAUUAUAAUGCAUGGUACGGUCUUGGAAUGACUUACCUUCAUCAAGAGAAACAUGAGUUUGCGCAGCAUCAGUUUCAACAGGCUCUCUGGAUAAACCCAAGAUCUUCAGUCAUCAUGUGUUACUCUGGGAUUGCUUUGCAUGAAUCAAAGAGGAACGAUGAGGCAUUGAAGAUGAUGGAGAAGGCAAUAAUCGCUGAUGCAAGGAAUCCGCUCCCAAAGUACUACAAGGCUAACAUAUUAGCCAGGCUUGGUGAUUAUCACAAAGCUAGGAAAGUUUUAGAAGAGCUCAAAGAUUGUGCUCCUCAAGAGAGCAGCGUCCAUGCGUUGCUUGGCAAUAUCUACAACCAGCUAAAGCUAUACGACAAAGCUGUGCUACACUUCGGCAUUGCUUUGGAUUUAAAACCAUCUCCAUCUGAUGCUGUCAGGAUAAAGGCUUACAUGGAGAGGUUGAUAGUACCAAACGAGUUGAUGAUGGAGGAGGAUCUCUAG
This is a messenger RNA of Microthlaspi erraticum, 2493 nucleotides long. The record is from the annotation of a GenBank genome assembly. NCBI's taxonomy places the organism in Eukaryota, Viridiplantae, Streptophyta, Magnoliopsida, Brassicales, Brassicaceae.